Mizuhopecten yessoensis (Yesso scallop) is the source of this 5618-nucleotide messenger RNA. Its product is annotated as enhancer of filamentation 1-like. Lineage: Eukaryota; Metazoa; Mollusca; Bivalvia; Pectinida; Pectinidae. Bases 730 to 3603 code for a protein of 957 amino acids. The transcript has 3 exons. The record is from RefSeq and is a predicted model, not a curated record. Gene Ontology annotation, cellular component: plasma membrane; cytoplasm. Gene Ontology annotation, biological process: cell migration; cell surface receptor protein tyrosine kinase signaling pathway. Gene Ontology annotation, molecular function: protein binding.
UUGUUGGUGGGAUAAGAUAUCUGGUAAUAUAAGGAUGGACAGCAGAUUCAUUCAGGCUUUUAAUCGUUCUCUGUUACACUGAAGAGUGUGUAGGCGAAUUGUACUCGAACAGAUGUGGUUCAUUCAAGAUAUGGUCAGACUGUGUAUUCUAAUGGUAUCAUAUAGGCAAAAGCUUUAUAAUUGUGGGGUAUGAGAAAUUCUUAGCUUGACCACAAACAAGAUUGUACAGUGAUAUUGUGUGGUCAUGUACUAAAGUAUAGACAAUGUAGCCGCAUGCACCAGACAAGUACUUUCUAUAUUUACAGCCACACUUGACUAUACAAAACAGUAUCACAUUCUUCUGAUAUCAUUGUUGUAUCUAUCGGCUCUGUACAUAUACUUUUAUAACCGUUUGGCACUGGACUUGCAAAAAAACCAGACCCACAUCAGGCCAGGAAGUUUGUUAAGGGUAGGGGUGCAUUAUAGGUUACGGACAUCUGAUCCAAACAAUUGGACCUAUACAGACACGUGUGAAUGAGGACUUCUGUAUAAAAAAAACAGAAGAGGUUCGGAAGUCUAGAUAUAUACCAGCACAGCCUUCUUAUCCACUUCAUAUAAAAACUAAGAAAUACCAGAACAGUUGGUUGCAAGCCUUAUCGUGUCAAUGAAGGCCGGAUGAUCCAACCCUGAGGAUAGCUUCCAAAGAGCUGCCACUUUGAUGGUCACAGGUGCCGUGUUGGAUGAACAGGGAUGGUGAGAUCUAAGAUGGGUAAAAGUAACCAGACCAGGGUACUUUUCCAGUCUUUACUGGCAAAGGCUGUCUAUGACAAUUAUGCGGAGACGCCGGAUGAGGUGGCGUUUCGUCGAGGUGAUGUCCUGACAGUGUUAGAACAGGACACCGGCGGACUCGAGGGAUGGUGGCUGUGCUCCUUCCGCGGAAAACAGGGCAUAGCCCCGGGCAACCGAUUAAAGCUGAUAACGGGGAUGCAUGAAUCGGGGGACAUAACUCUGGAUAACAGUCGGAUGGAUAGUUCAAGCAUCGAUAUAAGCAAAAUGGUCACCUUGCCCCGGAGAAUGUCGAAUGAUACUAGAAAUACGACCAUGAAUGACUAUGAUGUACCGCCAACCCGAAAUGUUAACGACUCCUUGUAUAAUCAUUCUUUUCAUGAACAAACAAACUAUGACACCCCAUCCAGUGCUAGGAAUGAGUCUGGACAUAAUACAUCCAGUUUGGAUCAAUCGUUAUAUGAUACGCCACCGGCACAUAAAUCUCUCGGUGUUUCACAGGACUCGAUGUACGAUGUACCACCAAGUGGGGGUGAAAUGUACGAUGUUCCGGCCCCGUCGUCUAACCGGUCUAGUAUCCUGUCCAAUCUGUCGCACCUCUCAAACGAGUCCACGAUGACCUACAGCAGUAGCAACUUUUCAAAUAAAAGUCACAGCCACAAUUCAAAUCCUGCAAGCAUGUGCGACUCCGCACGUUCAAGCAUGGACAUUUCUCCGCAGGACUUCUACGAUGUGCCGCCUUCUCAUCAGGAGACACGUCACAUGACAUUGAACCACAAUAAGCAGCCCUCUGCUGACUCGGGGCUGGAUUUAUAUGACUCUCCACCAAAAGGACUGACAAUACCUGAGCCGGCAGAUCAGCAAGAUUAUGAUGUGCCACGCUCAGACUACGAUACACCAAAGUCGAUCAGUGCUACAGAUACAGAACGGACACUUGAGCGUCAAAAGUAUCGGAACCUGUACGAUACUUCCAAAAAUAGCAGUUGUGAUAAAUCUGACCCGAAGGAGCAUGAUAUUGAUGAUGUGUAUGAUGUUCCACCUAGUAACGCUCCGGUCAGGAGCAAAGUGCUGUUCCAAACAAAAGGGGAUGCAGGCUCGUCUAUGUUUAAAGGGGAUACCAGUAUGCUCGAUAAAAACUGCUCCCUUCUUAGUGAUAUGAGUCUGAAGGUCGACCCGACUGGUGUAUAUGACAUCCCACCUCAGGUCACCCGAGACUCCAUGUUGUCAUCAAAGUCCGAGUCAUCUGACGGAAUGGAUGACAAACGCCUGUCCAUGUGCAGUGUUGAUUCUCGGAAUUCUGAUAUACCGAUUUACGAUGAAUUGCCUCUAGAUUUGGAUGCUGCUAUGGACCUCAUGGUAAAACUGCAGCAGGAUGUUCAACGGGCCACAACAAAACUGUCGAGCUUUGUCAGCAGUGUGUGGAGAACCAAAAACAACCUGGAGCCAAAUGUCUAUGCCAUCAAGCUGGCUUCAAAUGGUGUGAAAAACUCUCUGGAUGAGUUUCUUGCCUUCGCACAAGGCACUUUGGCCAAUUCGGCACGACUUCCCGAUAGUAAACUCAUAAAUAAACUGCACAGGCAACUGCACCCUUUACAGCAGACUUUGGUACAGGUGAAGGUAUGUCUGAAAAACCUUGAAGAGAGCAACUGGCAACUCGGAGCACUUGUUACCGAAGAUGCAUCAAAGAAGGAUGAUCUUGGCAUAAUUGCAUCAGUGUCUAAAGACUUAACAGUUGAUGUGAGAAAACUUGUGUCUUUGAUUCACGGUAAUUCACCACUGCUGUUUAAGCGAGCGUCUGACAUCCCAGGAUAUCUGCUGGAACCAAACUCCACAAGCUCUGUGGAAACAUGUUCUGCUGAAUCAAAACCUCCACUUCAGCCUAAACCACAGUUGCCACCAAAGCCUGGGGGCGGGGGGAAGCCAUGGAAUCUACAGCAUAGACCCCUUCCUCCUCCACCGCCCAAGGAAAGGCCCCUACCCGCAACACCCUCGGACAAAAAGUCUAUAGUGGAUGUUGAUAAGCGCGUGUCGGGUGAAUUCCAGCGAAAUUCUGAUGAUUUCCGUAGAUACUCUGCUGAGUUCAAGCGACUUUCAAUGGAGUUGAAGUACAAACAGAACGAAAGUAAAGAGAAAGAUCUUGUUGAGGAGUAUGAUUAUGUUCAUUUAGAGGCUAGAGAUGUGGAUGAGCAAAUGAAACAGAAAAACAGUUCAGAAAUAAGGGGAGAUGUUCAUGAAAUGCCUGUGCGUGACCAGAGCUUACCAGCAAAAACCUCAUCACAUACUGACACUAAAACCUCGUCAAAUGACCUUAUAAUACCGACUAAUCGUAAUAUAGACCAGUCAAAUGCUGAUAUGCAAGGUGUGAUGGGGCCUGUUAAUAUACGGUACGAAAGUCCAAAAAUGACACAGACAGUGACACCAACUAUUAAACUGGACCCCAAUGACAAACAGGUGCUUUUCUUCUACUCUGGACAGUUGGAGACGCAUUCGACGCUUCUUAUGAAUGCCGUUGAUGCUUUCUUUGCCUGUAUAGAAAAAUGUCAAGGUCCAAAAGUGUUCAUAUCCCAUAGUAAGUUUGUGGUGGUUUCGGCUCACAAGCUUGUGUACAUUGGUGACAGUCUGCACAAAAAUCUCAUCAAUAAUGAGAUCAAGAAUAAGAUUAUGCACUGUGCAAAUAAUUUAUGUAACUGUCUAAAGGCAGCAGUGACCACGACCAAGACGGCUGCCCUUCAGUACCCAUCUGUUCCGGCUGUACAGGACAUGGUUGACCGAGUCACAGAUGUGUCGCACGCUGUGUAUGAAUUAAAACAUGUGAUAUCUCAGGCAGCCUCAUUAUAGCAUCAGUUUAUAAUACCACGGAUACGGCUAUAGGUUAACGGUAUAAUUAUCUACCAGUUGUUCAAAUAUCCGUUCAGAUUUUUUUUUCCCAUUGCAUUUUGAAGAACUUCAAAAUAUGGGAGGAAGAAACCGUCCAGUGUUUAAAAUAAAAAUAAUUGUAACGGAAAUCUAAGGAUACUGCAGCUAUUGUAUCAAAACUUUGAUUAGUGAUAGUGUGGUUAAAGGGAAGUAACUCUUGUUGAGAAUUUGAAUAUUGAGUAUAUUUCGUUCCUGAAAAUUACUUUCCUCUGAUCUCAUUUAAAAAAAAAGUGCUGAUUCAUUUUUAAGUUGAUGCCUGUAUUGUUUAACGCUAUUUUUCCCCACAUUUUGUUUAUUUUAUGUUUGCAAGGUCAUAUUGAUACACUUGUAGGUUGUAUUAACUGUACUGAUUGGUAUGUAGGAUGUGACUGAAUUUUACAGCAUCUAAUAUUUGAUGAGAACGAGAACCUAAGUAUGAUUUUGAAGUUCCAUGUUACAGGGAGAGGUAUAUUUAUAUAGAGCUACAGAGACUUACACAUUGUACAAACCCACAAAAUGAAUUUUCUUAGAUGCUCCAAUAAUUUCAAUUUUCUGAAGUAACUAAUAUUUCUGUAACAGAAUUUGAAUUCAAAUGAAAUAUUUGUGAUAUUAUCUUUACCAGGAAACUUGAGAUAUGUUAUCAUUUUUGAGCUGAUUGAGGAGUUUUAAUAUCAAUGAGUUUAUAAUUUGUCUUUUUCUUCUCCUAUUUUUUUGUGUAAAUUUGAGUGAUUCAACUCAGUGAUUUCUAGUGUUUAAAACUAUGUUAUCUUAUUAAAUAGAAAACCAGUGCUUUCUACCCUUUCAGUUCUUAUUUCUUGCUAUGAUGAUAUUUGAACUUGAAAUUUUCAUUUGGUCAUCAAAUUUCUAUGAGUAAUUUUAUCGUUUUUUCAAGGCUGUAUGAUCAAAAGAUAUUAAUCUUUCAUACCAGAGUCAUGAUAACCUUAUUGAAAAACAUGACUUAUCUCUCCUUGAUGAUAACUCUUCAUGUGAGAAUAUGAACUGUGAAAGCUAAGAGUUGUUGAAAAACCUGUGAUGUUGUUGAAUGAAAAAAUGACAAUAUGAUAUUUGUACAUAUAGAAGUAUAUUUUAAUAUAACUUAACGACAAAUAAUGAAUGAUCCUGCUCCAUUAUGGUGGGUUAAUUUAUUUGAGAAAUCGAUCGGCACUGCUGUUGUGUAUAUGUAUUACACUGUCCAACUUUGUACUAGAAAGUGCCUUUAUUUAUCUGUUGCCUUAUAAAUAGUGCAUCUUCAUUUGGGACAUGCAGUAAAGUUUAUGUGUCCGGAAAAGGUUGGUUUCUUAUAAAGUGUCAUCAUUUCCAUUUCUUAUCUUAAUUUAUAGAUCUAUUAUUGAGAGUUUAGUUGACUUGCACAAAGGGAGAUAACUAUUAUACACCAUAUCUUAACUAUUUAAGUUAUGUUUGACAGGUAUUUUCAUUUUAGAAAUUAUUACCAUAACAUCAUUAUGCUUCAUAAAGGUAUUGGAAAACAUGACAUCAGAAACAUUGGUUUUUUAAAUGGGACCUCAUUUUAAAAUCAAAAUGGGAAAGGCAACAAGAUUGGAAACCUGAAGGAAACAUUCUUUUUAACAAAGACUAUAUACAUUUUCAUAAUUUAUGUGUAAAGUCUUUCAUUUAAAAUUGUUUGCGUACAUGUUCCAAACAUCAGGAUAUUGAAAAGGUUGGUUACAAAUGGGGAAAAAAAGAAACUCAAUCUCUAGCUUUAGAACUACUCAGAAAAUUUGUUCCAUCUCCCUUUGAUAUUCUUCAACACCAAAUGAAAGUAAAUACUUUGAAAGGUUGACCUCUGGGUGACCUUAUGUUGACCUGGUUGACCUUUGUGUAUAUGUUACUAUUUAUGUAGCUGCCAGAGAACCAAUGUAACCGGCUAAUGUUUGCAUCUCUAUAACGUUUAUGUGUCUAUAUUGCUAAGCAAUAAAGUUACUCAUGAUUAAUAUAAA